AUGCAGUUCACCGUCGCUUCCUCUCUGGCCCUUCUGGCUGGCCUUGUUCACGCCGUGCCAUUGGCCAACAACACUCCUUCAACUCGCCACUUCGACGGUGCUUGCACAGCAGAUAAGCUUACGAUCCGAAAAGAAUGGCGCAACAUGAACCCGACCGAGAAGCACGACUUUCUUGAUGCCCAGAACUGUUUGAUGCAGCUGCCCGCCAAGACCAACCUCGGCGGAGUCACGAACCGGUGGCGCUGGGCCCUGCACCGCUGGCUGACGAACGCCACCGUGUUGGACGGCUACCUGGCACCUUCAUGGCAGGGUGUUAUCCCAAACGGAAUCUACGUUGCCGACAUCAUUCACGAUGUUGGCCAAUUUCUCCCCUGGCACCGUUACUACAUGCACGCGUACGAGAUGAUGAUGCGCGAUGAAUGUGGCUACAAGGGCACUAUGCCGUGGUGGGAUGAGGCCAAGGAUGCGGACACUGGCGACUUCUUCCAGAGCGAGAUGUGGUCUUCAGAGUGGUUCGGAGGCAACGGCGUUGAAUCUCUGGACUGGUGUGUCACUGACGGUGCCUUCGCUAACUACACCGAGCUCAUGGGCCCUGCGCUUACCGAUACGACUUAUUGCAUGAGCCGUGAGUGGUAUCAGGAUAUUGCCCAAGAGCUGUGCACCAGCGAGGUGGUGAACAAGUCUCAUGCUCUCGAGACCUAUGAAGACUUCUAUGUCUGUGCUGGAAACGCCUUCGUUUCCCCUCACUAUGGUGGACACACAGCCGUCGGCGGCAUUAUGGCUGACAUCCACAUCUCCCCUGGCGACCCGACCUUCUUCCUGCAUCACAACUACAUCGACCGUCUUUGGUGGCAAUGGCAGACGGCCAACGCGCCAGCCCGGUUCUCUGAUAUGAGCGGUCAGGCUUUCAACUCAACCAACCUAGAGGCUCUUGGUCAGACUGGUCCGGCUGGUGGUUGGCCUAAUGCCACCUUGGACUACCCCCUGUGGAUGGCGGAUAUCCUGCCCAACGUCACCAUUCGCGAAGUUAUGAACGUCCAGGGCGGCCUGCUUUGCUACGACUACGACUACUGA
This is a messenger RNA of Colletotrichum aenigma, 1074 nucleotides long. It is a transcript of the gene ivoB-4, whose product is annotated as N-acetyl-6-hydroxytryptophan oxidase ivoB. NCBI's taxonomy places the organism in Eukaryota, Fungi, Ascomycota, Sordariomycetes, Glomerellales, Glomerellaceae. The transcript is spliced from 3 exons. The record is from RefSeq and is a predicted model, not a curated record. Bases 1 to 1074 code for a protein of 357 amino acids. Gene Ontology annotation, molecular function: oxidoreductase activity.